AUGUCACGAAAACGAGCUAAAUAUUUAGUGGAUUUAGCCAAAAAGGAGAAAAAUUCAUUGAAGGGUUUUGAUAAAAAUGGUGAGAUACCGCUUCAUACUGACGAGAGAGAGUCCUUGCCAUUACCUGCCGAAGUUGAUAAUCCUGAAUUCGUGGCUUUGUAUAAUCACGUCAUGUUUGAAGAGCCUAUUCAAGAGCAUGAUUAUUCUAUAGUCAGUUCUGCAAGCCGAGAUAUAGAAAAUUACAAAAAUGAUGUAGUAUUACAAGAUAUAAAUUUGAAUGACUUGGGGUUUCCUAAAACUCCACUUAAUAUUUAUUCACCAAAUGUAUUGACUUCAACCAGAAAACCUUCUCCAUUGACAACUCCACCAAUUAUGGAACCUUUGUUUUCAUUCGUCCCUAAUGAUUCUUCUGACAGCGUAGAUAAUACCCCCGUACCUUCACCUUAUAGUGAUUUUUCGGAAUCUUCACAAAGUUUAAACGGUACUUUAGUGCCGACUUCUUGCCAAGAAACCGAAGAUAGAACACUCACACCAAAAAUCAGUACGUCCGUCCAGAAAAGUCUUCCUGAUUCGCAUAUGGUUAACUGA
This is a messenger RNA of Parnassius apollo (apollo), 588 nucleotides long. The record is from the annotation of a GenBank genome assembly. Lineage: Eukaryota; Metazoa; Arthropoda; Insecta; Lepidoptera; Papilionidae.